AGAUUGAACGAAUAACCAGUCACCCAAUCUCUUUUUCCAAUUCAUUCCCAAUCUAAUUUAUAAAACAUUGCUCGUUAACUCCUCCAAUCUGUUUCGGUUCGCUCACCUGUUUUUAAAACAUUGUUGACAAUUCCUCGAUCAACCCGCAGAGGACAGGAAGAAGAAACGAGAGAUGAAAGAGAGUGGAGAUGGAGUCAACAAUGAUAGUUAUUCGAAAUCUCUAUCUGUUAAUUCUGGUCCACUCGUGCUAGAUGAAGAUGAUUUUAAGGGGGACUUCUCAUUUGACGCGUUAUUUGGGAACCUAGUAAAUGAGCUGCUCCCAUCAUAUCAUGAAGAAGAAACAGAUUCAUUAGAAGGACAUGGUAACAUUGGUGCAAAUGAUGUUUUGUCAAACGGGAACUUGCGUAUUCCACCUGAUGCGGGAAAAUUUGCAAAAUUGCUAUCAGGCCCUUUGUUUCCAGAAGUCGAUGCUCUGCUGUCUUUGUUUCAGGAUUCUUGCAGGGAGUUAAUUGAACUUCAUAAGAAGAUUGAUGGCAGACUCUCCAAUCUCAAGAAGGAGGUUGUUGUUCAAGAUUCUAAGCACCGGAAGACACUAACUCAGCUGGAAAAAGGUGUAGAUGGUUUGUUUGGUAGUUUUGCAAGAUUGGAUUCACGUAUAUCAAGUGUUGGACAGACUGCUGCCAAAAUUGGAGAUCAUCUACAGAGUGCAGAUGCUCAGCGAGAAACCGCAAGCCAAACGAUAGAACUCAUAAAGUACUUGAUGGAGUUUAAUAGUAGUCCAGGCGACCUAUUGGAAAUUUCUCCUUUGUUCUCUGAUGAUAGUCUUGUUGCUGAGGCUGCUUCAAUUGCACAGAAAUUGCGGUCAUUUGCUGAAGAAGAUAUUGGAAGCCAAAGCAUAGCCGCUCCAUCAGUUGCAGGAAAUGCAACUGCAAGUAGAGGAUUGGAGGUUGCAGUUGCCAAUCUUCAGGAGUAUUGCAAUGAAUUGGAGAACAGGUUGUUGUCUCGAUUUGAUGUGGCAUCGCAAAGAAGGGAAUUGUCUACUAUGAAAGAUUGUGCUAAAAUUUUAUCCCAGUUCAACAGGGGCACCAGCGCCAUGCAACAUUAUGUGGCAACCCGUCCAAUGUUUAUUGAUGUAGAGGUCAUGAAUGCAGACAUUAGAUUGGUCCUUGGUGACGAGGGUUCUCAACCUAGUCCUAGCAAUGUUGCGCGUGGGCUUUCUUCAUUGUACAAAGAAAUUCUAGGUAAUUUUUCAUAUUUGAUUGAAUUACUAUGUAUCAAGAUUUCUUUAAUAUUUAUCUUUUACUUUGAUGCCUUGACAACAGUUUCCUCUUUUGAAACAGGGUUGACGGAGUCUUUAUUUACUGCCCAGAAAGAUGAAUAUAUUGAGCAUGAGCAGGCUUCUCUGAGACAACUUUACAAGGCGAAGGUGGAGGAAUUGCAUGCUGAAAACCAGCAAUCAUCUGAGUCAUCUGGGACUAUUGGACGCUCAAAGGGAGCUGCAAUAGCAUCUUCCCAACAGCAGAUAUCUGUUACUGUGGUGACAGAGUUUGUGCACUGGAAUGAAGAAGCAAUUUCCAGAUGCACUUUGUUUUCAUCUCAGCCUGCUACCCUUGCAGCCAAUGUAAAAGCUGUAUUUACUUGCCUGUUAGACGAAGUCAGUCAAUAUACAACAAAGGGGCUUGAACGAGCCAGAGACAGUCUGACUGAAGCUGCUGCUUUGAGGGAGAGGUUUGUGCUGGGAACAAGUGUUAGUAAAAGGGUCGCUGCUUCUGCUGCAGAAGCUGCUGCCGCUGCUGGAGAAAGCAGUUUCAGAUCUUUCAUGGUGGCAGUCCAACGCUGUGCAAGCAGUGUGGCUAUUGUUCAGCAACACUUUGCAAACACUAUAUCUCGACUUUUACUACCUGUAGAUGGUGCACAUGCUUCUUCAUGUGAAGAGAUGGCAACAGCUAUGUCCAGUGCAGAGGGUAGUGCCUGCAAAGGGCUUCAACAAUGCAUUGAAACAGUUAUGGCUGAGGUGGAGCGAUUGCUCUCUGCUGAACAAAAAGCUCCAGAUUAUAGGUCACCUGAUGAUGGUAUUGGUCCUGAUCAUCGGGCAACAAAUGCCUGCUCGAGAGUUGUCGCAUACCUUUCCCGUGUGCUUGAGGCUGCAUUCACUGCACUAGAAGGUCUUAACAAACAAGCUUUCCUGACUGAAUUGGGAAACCGCUUGCAGAAAGGGUUAAUUAAUCAUUGGCAGAAGUUUACUUUUAAUCCCAGUGGAGGAUUGCGGCUGAAGCGUGACAUAACCGAGUAUGGGGAAUUCGUGCGCCGUUUCAAUACUCCUUCAGUUGAUGAGAAAUUUGAAUUGUUGGGCAUCAUGGCCAAUGUCUUUAUUGUUGCUCCUGAAAGCCUCUCCUCUUUGUUCGAGGGUACUCCAAGUAUUCGGAAAGAUGCACAAAGGUUUAUUGAGCUCAGAGAGGACUACAAGAGUGCAAAACUGGCAUCCAGAUUCAGUUCCUUGUGGCCGAGCUCCAGUUGAUGCAGAAGUGGGAUAUGCUGAAACGUUGAUAUCCUUUUUGAUUCUCGGAUUCUUUAGAUCAUUGAGGUACCCCACUGGUCACACAACUUACACCACUUGUUGAACGAUUUUUUAAAACAGAGAGAGAAACAUAUUGGUGGCUAAGUUAAUCAUGAGUUCACUGAGCUCAUCCUCGGAAAAAAGGUCAGUUACAUUAGCUUUUCCUUCUCAUAGGUCCUCUCCUUUCUUUUUGCAGAAUUUUUUUUUACUGUAUAUUUGAGUAUAAAUGGAAUAACCACUAGAUUGUGUUCUUCAUGUUUGAGUCUGCUUUGAUGAUGGUUUUUAGUAUAAUUGGUGACUUUGUGUGGCUGUUAUUGUUGUGGAUUUGGCUCGGGUAGGCCCUACUUGGUUUGAAUGGAAUUAUAUAUAUAGUAGUGGUUUAUAUUUAGUUUGA
Molecule: messenger RNA, 2951 nt
Organism: Camellia sinensis
Lineage: Eukaryota; Viridiplantae; Streptophyta; Magnoliopsida; Ericales; Theaceae
Source: RefSeq, a predicted model, not a curated record